Molecule: messenger RNA, 3220 nt
Organism: Zingiber officinale
Lineage: Eukaryota; Viridiplantae; Streptophyta; Magnoliopsida; Zingiberales; Zingiberaceae
Product: ABC transporter A family member 7-like
Exons: 18
Coding region: 157-2967 (936 amino acids)
Biological process (GO): transmembrane transport; lipid transport
Cellular component (GO): membrane; intracellular membrane-bounded organelle
Molecular function (GO): lipid carrier activity; ABC-type transporter activity; ATP hydrolysis activity
Source: RefSeq, a predicted model, not a curated record
UUGUAGUACUCGUCGCGUCGCCAGAAACUAACCAUUCUUUCCAUAUCCUUCCUUCCUUCCUUCUCCUUCCUUCCGUCCUUCUUUCCUACUCCUCCAAAACUAAGCCAGCGAAUCCGCCCUGCUCCUCAGACCUCAAGAAUCAAAGACAGACUAGACAUGGAGCCACCUCCCUCCUCUCGAGGUCCCGCUAGCUUCCGCACCCAAGCCAACGCCCUCCUCCGCAAGAAUCUCACCUUCCAGAAGCGGAAUCUGAAGACCAACUUCGGGAUCGUCGCUUUCCCCUUCUUUCUAUGUGCCGUCAUCGUUAUCAUCCAGCAGGUGGUCAACAACGAGCUGAACCAGGACAGGUACCAAUGCGGCUGCCAGGACGGUGUCUGCGGCCUCCAGUACUCCACCCUCGACCAGGUCGCCACUUGCCCCAUCCCCAAUCCUCCCGAGUGGCCGGUGCUCCUCCAGAUCCCCCGUCCCGAGUACCGCGCCGUUCGCGACGCCGGCCUCCCCACCGAGGAUUCAUGCAGGAGCUCUCUGUCCUGUCCCGCAGCACUCCUCUUCACCGGCGGCAACCGUUCCCUCGCCCAGAGUCUGGGGCAGACCCUGUUGCAAGGUUCUUCUUCGUUCUCGUCGCUGAAUUCGUUGGAUUACCCCAGUAACAUGGCUAAUUUCGUGCUUGGGACGGACACAUAUACCAGAGACACACAGUUCAUCGAGCCCGCUUUUAUCUCGGAUAGACCUUUAUAUUGGAUCCAACCGGAGUGCCCGUCCAGUGCGACAACUCCACUUUCAUUUCAAGUUGCUAACAGAUCUAUUCAACUGGAGUUACAGUGUGUUCAAGGACUUACUCUGUGGCGUGAUAAUUCAUCACAGAUAAAUGAUGAGUUGUUUAGGGGUUACCGAGAGGGAAAUUCUGAGAGGAAGGAGAAUGAGUACAUUGCAGCCUAUGAUUUUUUGAACUCCAAUGAAAAUGUAUUUAAUCUAAGUAUUUGGUAUAAUUCAACCUAUAACAACGACACUGGCUUUGCGACAAUUGGAUUGACACGUGUUCCUCGCACAGUAAAUUUGGCCACUAAUGCAUACCUAAAGUUUCUCAGAGGUCCUGGUGUGAUAUCAAUGUUUGAGUUUGUUAAAGAAAUGCCAAAAUCUGGGACAGAGCUUAAGUUUGACUUUUCUUCUAUACUUGGUGGAUUAUUCUUCACGUGGAUCAUUGAGAUGCUUUUCCCAGUUAUUCUGACAUAUCUUGUCUACGAGAGGCAACAAAAGUUAAAAAUGAUGAUGAAAAUGCAUGGGCUCAAGGAUGGUCCCUAUUGGUUAAUAUCCUACAUCUACUUUUUCUCUCUAUCAUCACUCUACAUGCUAUGCUUUGUGGUGUUUGGCUCUUUAAUAGGCCUAAAAUUUUUCCGCUUGAAUGAUUACAGCAUACAAAUUGUCUUUUACCUGGUAUUCAUAAAUUUGCAGAUUGCAAUGGCUAUUCUUGUAUCAUCCUUCUUUUCUGCUGUUAAGACUGCUACAGUUAUCGGGUACAUUUAUGUAUUUGGUUCGGGAUUAUUAGGAGAGUUCCUUUUCCGAUUUUUUAUUGAAGAUACUUCUUUCCCUAGAGCUUGGAAAAUAGUACUGGAGCUCAUUCCUGGAUUUUCCUUGUAUCGUGGGCUAUAUGAGUUUUCCCAAUAUGCUUUUAUUGGAAAUUUAAUGGGGACUUCUGGUAUGAAAUGGGGAGAUUUAAGUGACAGCGAAAAUGGGUUGUUAGAAGUAUUAAUCAUUAUGUUUGUUGAGUGGUUACUACUGCUUCCAGUUGCAUUCUAUCUAGAUCAGAUAUUGGGUGGUGAAAUCAGAAAGGAUCCUCUAUUUUUCUUGGAUUAUUUCCAGAAGAAAUCUACAUUACCUACAAGGCCUGGUUUUCAGGAAAAAGGGUCAAAAGUUUUUAUUGAAAUGGAUAGGCCUGAUGUUUCUCAUGAACGAGAAGUUGUUGAGCAGCUGUUACAAGAUUCUAAUAUUAAUCACGCAAUUAUCUCUGACAACCUAAGAAAGGUAUACCCAGGAAGAGAUGGAAAUCCAGAUAAACUUGCAGUUCAAGGAUUAUCUCUGGCUGUACCUAAUGGUGAAUGUUUUGGCAUGCUUGGUCCUAAUGGUGCUGGAAAAUCUACUUUUAUCAAUAUGAUGAUUGGGCUGGUCAAACCAUCUUCUGGCACAGCAUAUCUCCAUGGAAUGGACAUAAGUAUCAAUAUGGAUGAGAUAUACACAAGCAUGGGCGUGUGUCCGCAGCAUGACUUGCUUUGGGAAACAUUAACUGGAAGAGAACAUCUAUUGUUUUAUGGCCGACUGAAGAAUCUCAAAGGCCCCACGUUGCUGCAGGCUGUUGAAGAGUCCUUGAAGAAUGUGAAUCUGUUCUAUGGUGGUGUUGCAGAUAAACAGGCUGGAAAAUAUAGUGGUGGAAUGAAAAGGAGACUUAGCGUUGCAAUUUCUCUUAUUGGCGAUCCUAAAGUUGUUUACAUGGAUGAGCCGAGUACUGGCCUCGAUCCAGCAUCAAGAAACAACUUAUGGAAUGUUGUCAAUCGUGCAAAGAAAGAUCGGGCGAUUAUAUUGACAACACACUCAAUGGAGGAAGCUGAGGUACUAUGUGAUCGUUUGGGUAUCUUUGUUGAUGGAAGCUUUCAAUGCAUAGGAAAUCCAAAGGAGCUCAAGGGUAGGUACGGUGGAUCUUAUGUCUUUACCAUGACUACAUCUGCAAAUGAAGAAGAGGAGGUAGAAGGGCUGGUUAGGCAAUUGUCACCAAAUGCAAACAAAAUCUAUCACAUCUCUGGAACCCAAAAGUUUGAGUUGCCAAAGCAAGAGAUUCGAAUUUCCGAUGUUUUCAGAGCAGUUGGGAUUGCAAAAAGUAAAUUCACAAUCCAUGCAUGGGGUCUGGCCGAUACCACUUUGGAAGAUGUCUUCAUUAAAGUUGCCAAAGGAGCAGAAUUCAAUAUGCUUUCAUGAUCGUCCAAAUAGUUAGAGCUGGUACACGUUCCCAGAUAUCAAAGGAUAAAAACAAUCUUUACAUCCUCACAAAAAAAAAUGUAUGGCUUUCAUAGAAUACUACAUUUUAGUUGCGAGAGCAAUGAUAUAUGGUCUCCUAUAUAUGUGCAUUUGUGUCUUAAAAUUAUAUUAUAAACCAAAUUUUCCAUUGUUUACUAGACUUUUGUAUAUUUUCUCAAUUUGAUCAAUAAAGUUUGGCUUAUGGUUAAGUUAA